Messenger RNA from Alosa sapidissima (American shad), 487 nucleotides. It is a transcript of the gene cmc4, whose product is annotated as C-x(9)-C motif containing 4 homolog (S. cerevisiae). The transcript is spliced from 2 exons. The coding region runs from base 182 to 376 and encodes 64 amino acids. Gene Ontology annotation, cellular component: mitochondrial intermembrane space. Lineage: Eukaryota; Metazoa; Chordata; Actinopteri; Clupeiformes; Clupeidae. The record is from RefSeq and is a predicted model, not a curated record.
CCGGAAGUUCAUACUGAGGGAGAAAUGAGAUGGGACCUGUUUCUCAACCUCAGGUGAAGUAACCUUGGCUUAAAGUGAAAUACGAAAUAGGAGACCUGUCUUGGUCCCAGGUCUGGGUAGAUGACUUCAGAUGCGUCGUGAUCAUUUAUAUUCUUACAGUUCAUGUUAUAAGGUUUAGAGAAUGCCUAAGAAAGACCCAUGCCAAAAACAAGCCUGCGAAAUUCAGAAAUGUUUACAAGCAAACAAAUACAUCGAGAGCCGCUGCGCGGAUGUGAUCCAGGCGAUGCGCAAGUGUUGCGCAGCACAGGUUGGAAAGGAGUCUGUUUGCUGCUCAGGAUUCAUCAAAGAGCAGGCAGUCCCUGAGCAGAAGAAAUGAUCCACACAUAUCAAACUUCCAUAGCAGAUUCUCGCUACAGAUUUCUGCAUUUUCUGCAAUGUAUAUUCCUGGUUCAUUCAUCGAGAGAAAUAAACCACAUUUAAAAGAGAA